UUUUCGCCACUAAACGUUGCGCGCGUCGUCAAUUCGGUCGUGUGUGUCUCUCUGAAUUAUUCUGAAUCCUAGCAAGAUGUCCAAGCCUACUUACAAAGUUGCCGAUAUCAAUCUCGCCGAAUGGGGACGCAAGGCGAUCAUCAUUGCGGAGAACGAGAUGCCCGGCCUGAUGGCGUGCCGCAAGAAGUACGGCCCAUCGAAGAUCCUGAAGGGCGCUCGCAUCACCGGCUGCCUGCACAUGACCGUACAGACGGCGGUGCUCAUCGAGACGCUGGUCGAGCUUGGCGCCGAGGUCCAAUGGUCUAGCUGCAACAUAUUCAGCACACAGGAUCAUGCUGCGGCUGCCAUUGCAGCCACUGGAGUGCCCGUCUACGCUUGGAAGGGUGAAACCGACGAGGAGUACAUGUGGUGCAUUGAACAGACACUGGUCUUUCCCGAUGGCCAGCCACUCAAUAUGAUCCUGGACGAUGGCGGCGAUCUGACCAAUUUGGUGCAUGAACGUUUCCCCGAUUAUUUGAAGGGCAUCAAGGGAAUCAGCGAGGAGACAACGACCGGUGUCCACAAUCUGUACAAGAUGUUCAAGGAUGGUCGCCUGGGCGUGCCCGCCAUCAAUGUCAACGAUUCCGUGACCAAGAGCAAAUUCGAUAAUUUAUAUGGCUGCCGGGAGUCGCUGAUUGAUGGCAUCAAGCGUGCCACAGAUGUUAUGAUCGCCGGCAAGGUCUGCUGUGUGGCUGGCUAUGGUGAUGUUGGCAAGGGUUGUGCCCAGGCCUUGAAGGGCUUUGGCGGUCGCGUUAUCAUCACCGAAAUCGAUCCGAUUAAUGCGCUGCAGGCGGCUAUGGAGGGCUAUGAGGUGACCACAAUGGAGGAGGCUAGCAAGGAGGCUUCCAUCUAUGUGACCACAACCGGCUGCCGUGACAUAAUCACCUCAGUGCAUCUGCUUAACAUGCCCGAUGAUGCCAUUGUGUGCAACAUUGGCCACUUUGAUUGCGAGAUCGAUGUCGACUGGCUGAACAGCAAUGCCAAGGAGAAGGUGAAUGUUAAGCCGCAGGUGGAUCGCUAUACGAUGCCCAAUGGAAAGCACAUUAUUCUGCUCGCCGAGGGUCGUCUGGUCAAUUUGGGCUGUGCCCAUGGCCAUCCCAGUUUUGUCAUGUCCAAUUCGUUUACCAACCAGGUGCUGGCCCAGAUUGAGCUGUGGACCAAGUCGUCCCAGUAUGCUGUCGGUGUGCACGUGCUGCCCAAGCUGCUCGACGAGGAGGUGGCCAGUCUGCAUUUGGAUAAGCUGGGCGUCAAGCUCACCAAGCUCUCGGACAAGCAGGCCGAAUACCUGGGCGUACCGCAGACGGGACCCUUCAAGCCCGAUCACUACAGAUACUAAAGAUCCCCCCAUAAUACACAACUACAAGCCCCUAAAAUCUUUGUGCGAUCACGUUUCUAUAUACGUAAUCAUAUAUGAGAACGUCAUUUUCGCAGUUUAUCGUAACCUUCAAUAAAAUCAAAACUUGCAAUUUA
Molecule: messenger RNA, 1509 nt
Organism: Drosophila novamexicana
Lineage: Eukaryota; Metazoa; Arthropoda; Insecta; Diptera; Drosophilidae
Gene: Ahcy
Product: adenosylhomocysteinase
Exons: 4
Coding region: 77-1375 (432 amino acids)
Biological process (GO): L-methionine cycle
Cellular component (GO): cytosol
Molecular function (GO): adenosylhomocysteinase activity
Source: RefSeq, a predicted model, not a curated record